AUGCGAAAACGUACCCGGGUGCGGACUGCGGAAGCGGAUCAUCAACUGCUCGUGGCCACGUUGCGAAUUAAUUUAAAGAAAAUGCGCAAGCCAGAAGUCACACCAAAUCUGAUGAGAGUGGACGUGGAUGGCUUCAGACGAGAUAUAGAACACGAGUUAGAAAAAGUGUCACAACGCGGUGACAAGCGUAGCAACUCCUUAUGGGAAGCACUCAAGGAAGCAAUGACGCAUACAGCCAAACAGAACAUGCUUCCUCGAGUAAGCAGGAAGAACUUCAUCACGCCAGGGACGGAUGAUGUCAUCCUCAAGAGACGGGAACUAAAAAGGAAGGGACUAAGCUCAGAGAACGAGCAUGAGCAAUACUCACGGUUGAACCGUGAAGUGCAGAGACGAUGCCGAAGUGACAAAAACGCAUAUAUUAACGACAUAUGCGCCGAACUGGAACGUCACUCAGUUAAAGGCGAAAUCAAGUCUCUCUUCUGCAAAGUUAGAGAACUAACGAGGCAACGAAGUCCCAGGACCUGGGUCAUUGAGGAUGACAGCGGACGAGCAAUCAGCGAGGUGGAGGAGAUCCUGGAGCGGUGGAGACUGAUGUGA
Wasmannia auropunctata (little fire ant) is the source of this 597-nucleotide messenger RNA. RefSeq lists its product as uncharacterized. The record is from RefSeq and is a predicted model, not a curated record. Lineage: Eukaryota; Metazoa; Arthropoda; Insecta; Hymenoptera; Formicidae. The coding region runs from base 1 to 597 and encodes 198 amino acids. The transcript has a single exon.